UACUAGGGGUUGACACUUCAAUUGAUUAUUAAAAACACAGACAGCACUUCCUAUCCGACUACUAUUUCACUUUUAACGAAGAAUAAAAUAAAAUUCUAUCAAAUAAACACAAUGUCACCUUGAAAUUCACAUUCCCCUGGCAGACAAAAUAAUGAUUCAACAGCUUCGCGUUCAUCUUCAGUCAUUUGAUUACUUUAUUCCCAAGAUUAAUUGUAUUUAUAAUUAAUAAAUUUUCUUAUGUUUUCACCGGAAGUUGACAGCUCUCAGCGACAACAACAACAAUCGAACAAACAUGGCAAAAUCCUGUGUGCUGUCAAAAGAAAUAUUAGACGGUUUUGAUAAAUACAAAUAUAAUGCCGUGGAUACCAAUCCAUUGUCUAACUAUGUCAUGCAUCCAUUCUGGAACAGAGUUGUUAAGUUUGUUCCAUUAUGGAUUGCACCAAAUGUAUUGACAUUGGCAGGAUUUCUACUAAUGGUGCUGAAUUUUGUCACGAUGAUUUACUAUGACCUUGACUUUUAUGCCUCUAGUCGGGACCAUCCGGAGCAUCCUCCCAUACCCAACUGGGUGUGGCUUAUGUGUGCUAUAAAUAACUUCCUAUCACAUACUUUAGAUGGUAUAGAUGGAAAGCAAGCAAGGCGUACAGGUACAAGCUCCCCGCUCGGUGAAUUAUUUGACCAUGGGCUUGACAGCUGGGCAUCUUUCUUUAUUCCGGUGGCCAUGUAUUCGGUGUUCGGUAGAGGUGAACACGGUGUAGAGGUUAGAGUGUACCUGGUUCUACUAGGAGUGAAUUUCUGCUUUAUAAUAUCACACUGGGAAAAAUACAACACCGGCAUAUUAUUCCUGCCGUGGGGUUAUGAUCUAAGUCAAGUGGCAAUGACUAGUUUAUAUUUAUUUACAUUUGUCACCGGAUACGAAUUCUGGAAGUUCACAUUAUUUGGUUUUUCUGGUGCUGAAUAUUUCGAAAUUAUAAUGUAUGUUGGUUUUGGAUUUUCCUUUCCAAUAACAAUCUGGAAUGUUUACAUAGGAUAUAGAGAUAAGACCGGGAAGAUGUUAAGUCUGUCAGAGUCUCUCCGCCCACUAGUAUCAACUUUCAUACUAUUUGCUUUGAUGAUAACGUGGGCAAAGUAUUCGUCAUACGAGAUCAUACAAAAACAUCCUAGAAUAUUUUAUUGCACUACUGGAACAGUAUUCUCAAAUAUAGCUUGUCGGCUAAUUAUUGCACAGAUGAGCAACACACGGUGUGAGCUAGUCAACUGGUUGUUAGUUCCGUUAUUUACUAUCGUAAUAACGGUGUGUUUCCUCAGCCUCGGUGUUCUAGAAUUCUAUAUUCUCACAGGAUAUGGUAUCUUCGUCACAGUGUCACACGUUUACUUCGGAAUCUGUGUUGUAAGGGAACUGUGUACCUUUCUUAACGUGAAUGCUUUUACUAUAUCAGCAUCAGAUUCAAACUUGACAAUAUCUCCGUAGAAGACUUCUGUAUAAAAAUUGAUGAAAUUGUAAGGUAAACCAGUGUUUUUAAUAAUGCAAAACUAGGCAACUCAUUUUUUUGUAC
Molecule: messenger RNA, 1553 nt
Organism: Ruditapes philippinarum (Manila clam)
Lineage: Eukaryota; Metazoa; Mollusca; Bivalvia; Venerida; Veneridae
Product: ethanolaminephosphotransferase 1-like
Biological process (GO): phosphatidylethanolamine biosynthetic process
Cellular component (GO): Golgi apparatus; endoplasmic reticulum membrane
Molecular function (GO): ethanolaminephosphotransferase activity
Source: RefSeq, a predicted model, not a curated record